CAAUGUUGUGUAUAAAAAAGGUUUUUCGGUACAUUUCAUGUCAGUUAUUCUGGAAGUAAAACGCUAAAAAACAUCAAAAAAUAAUCAUGAAGUGGUUUAGCCUUUUCUUUGCUAUUCUAUUGGCUGUUGUCGUUUCAUCAAAGGAAUUGACGAAAGAAGAAAUUUGCGCAUUGCCAUCAGAAGCUGGACCAUGUAGAGCAGAGAUCACAACGUAUUUCCAUAAUGCAGCGACUGACAAAUGUGAGACAUUUUUGUUCGGCGGUUGUGGCGGAAAUCAAAAUAAAUUCGACACCGAGGCCGAAUGCCAAGAAUUUUGCAAAGACAUCAAAUAUCUUAUGAAAUCACACGACACACUGAUUGAAAUUACAAUAAGUGUGAAUCGCGACAAGCAAAACUGCAACAAGGAGGUUUGCGCAUUGCCUUCCUUAGAUGGAGAUGGACGUAUUGCGUGUGCAGCUUAUAUUCCAAGUUGGUUCCACAAUUCAAAGACAGGACAAUGUGAAAAGUUCAUCUAUGGCGGGUGCGGAGGCAAUGCAAAUAGAUUCAACUCUGAACAGGAAUGCAACCAAUAUUGCAAAAGUAGAACAAACUAAGAAAAACACUAAAGAAAUUGCAUUCAAGGCUAAACGUUUUAGUCAGCGAUAUUUUCAAUUAUAUUUCAUUAUAAUAACGUUGAGAGUUUUAGGUAGCAUCCAAAAAAAAUCAAAUAAAUUUGCAUUAUACUUUCCAUAGAACAAUAUUCAUUAAAAAUUCAUUAAAUGAUUAUCUUUUUGGUGCAGAAGCUCAAA
Molecule: messenger RNA, 788 nt
Organism: Sitodiplosis mosellana (orange wheat blossom midge)
Lineage: Eukaryota; Metazoa; Arthropoda; Insecta; Diptera; Cecidomyiidae
Product: BPTI/Kunitz domain-containing protein-like
Exons: 4
Coding region: 87-593 (168 amino acids)
Molecular function (GO): serine-type endopeptidase inhibitor activity
Source: RefSeq, a predicted model, not a curated record